CUUGUAAUAAUACUUUUGUUAGCGACAAAUGGCCUUAUUUGGCUUCUACGUUUCUGCCGGUUCCAAAUACAAAUAUUGUAUACAUCUGCAUUUGUUUACUCAUAAUAUAUCAAGAACACGAGACAGAGAGAGACUCUGCCUUGUCUAUUUUUAUGUGACUCCUCUCUUUAAAGAGAGAGGUGUUAGGGUUUUGCUGCUGCUGCAACAUUAGGUCCACAUCAAGAACUUGUUUCAAGAAUACAUUAAUGGAGACUUCACCAUAAUCAAGUAUUUUAUAGGGAUCUUUCAAGAAUCCAAGAUUAUUAUGUGCAGAGUUUAUAUAAAAAAAGAAGUAUACAAGAUUCUGAGUGUUCCCACUUAAGUUGUUUAAUGUCAGAGUUGAGUAAACAAAAAAGGUGGGUUUUUGAGCAUGCCCAUAUGAAGAUUUCUGGGAUUCAAUAUCAGUUUAUGCAGAAAGAUGGAGUCUUUACAUACCCACCUCCUCUUUCUUCUUCAAUUACAUCUCCAUAUAGUGUUACUAGUACUACUUCUCAUUUAAAGUCCUCUUCUUCAGGCAGUAAAAUUAGCCCUUUUGUUCUUAUAAUCAUUGUUGUUUUAGCUGUUCUUUUUUUCAUCUCUGGACUUCUCCACUUGCUUGUUCGAUUUCUCACAAAACAUUCAUCCUCUACGGCGUCUCAGUCGGAUAGAUUCCCGGAGAUUUCUAGCGCUGAUGCUCUUCAGAGACAGCUACAGCAAUUGUUUCAUCUACAUGACUCUGGUUUGGAUCAAGCUUUUAUUGAUGCUUUACCUGUUUUCGUGUACAAGGAAAUUAAGGGUCUUAAACAACCAUUUGAUUGUGCUGUUUGUUUGUGUGAAUUUAAUGAAAAUGAUAAGUUGAGAUUGCUUCCCACUUGCAGUCAUGCUUUUCACCUCAGUUGUAUCGAUACAUGGCUACUCUCAAACUCAUCGUGUCCUCUUUGUAGAGGUACUCUAUUUAGUCCUGGAUUCCCAAUCGAAAACCCGAUGUUUGAUUUUGAUGAUCCAAGAGAAGAGGAGUUUCAUGGUAUUAGAGAAAAUGAGGCAUCUUCCAAUCAGAAAAGUGUGAUUGAGGAAAGUGUAGUUGAUAAGGGGCUUUUACCUGUUAGGCUUGGCAAAUUUAGAAAGUUGAAUCACCGGGCUGAAGAGGCUGGUGAGGAGACGAGUAGCAGUAAUUUGGACGCGAGAAGGUGCUACUCAAUGGGUUCGUAUCAAUAUGUCGUUGAUGAUAUUACACUUGAAGUGGCUUUAAACAGUGGGAGAGAUGGUCGUAUAUCAGAGCUUCACGGCCAGGAUUUCUCGGGUGAUGACAAUGACAGAGGGAAGAAGAUUAGUGUUGGGACAAAGACUGAUAGCUACUCUAUUUCAAAGAUCUGGCUCUGGUCUAAGAAAGGAAAGUUUGCAAGUUCUUCGGAAACUCAAUUGAAUUAUUCAUUAUCUUCUGAUACAGCGCUUCCUUGGAUUGAUAGACCUUAAGGUAACUGAAUACUGUAUAGAUUUUUAUCUUUUGAUCGAUUAUUCAACCUUUGGAGCUUUGUAGCUUCUUUUGUUGUUACUCAUUCUAGCAGGAAUUUUUGAGAGGGCCUAUCGAAGGUUCUUUGAGAUCUCAGGGGACAUCCUUAAAUGAGUGCUUCGAAUUAUUAUUCGCCAUUAAUUAAAAAAAUGUCAUCCAUCAAA
Daucus carota subsp. sativus is the source of this 1692-nucleotide messenger RNA. Its product is annotated as RING-H2 finger protein ATL46. The record is from RefSeq and is a predicted model, not a curated record. Gene Ontology annotation, molecular function: ubiquitin protein ligase binding. The coding region runs from base 370 to 1491 and encodes 373 amino acids. The transcript has 2 exons. Lineage: Eukaryota; Viridiplantae; Streptophyta; Magnoliopsida; Apiales; Apiaceae.